AUGACCGCGUCGCCCGUCGCCACCACCACCUCGCUGAAGCCCCUCGCCUCCUCACCUCCUCCUCGUCCCGAGCCGAGGCCGUCGUUCCGGCGCCGCGCCCUUGACCCCGUCACCCCGCCGCACUCGUCGCCGGCGACCCGAACGCCGCCCCUUCCUCGUCCCCCUCUCCGAGCCCGCUGCCCAGACCCCACGAACGCCGGUGAGGCCCCCGGCCUCUUCUCUCCCCUCGUCCCCGUGCGCGCCCGCAGCCCAGCGCGACGUGGCUUGCCGCCCCGCCGAGGCCACGCCCUGGCCGCGCCCCUGCCGCAUCGGCCACGCCCGACGCGCGCACCCGCGCAUCGCCUCCCUCCCCGGCGCGCUCACCGCGCCCUGCCGCUGCUCUGCCUCGCCCCGUCACCGCCCGCAUGCGCCACCGCGGCGCCUCCCACCUUCGGCCGCCGCAGGCCCCGCCCCGCCGCACCUUGCUCGCCAGCGGCGCGCCUUGGCCGCGGCCACGCCUCGGGCGUGUGCUCGCGAGCCCUGGCGGGUUCGUCCCGCCCCGCCACCCGUUACGCCCGCUCCGCCGGGCCCUGUACCACUGACCAGUGGGUCCUCCCCCCUGUGUCAAUGACAGAUGGGGCCCACGCCCUUGGAACGCAAAAAAUAUAA
Aegilops tauschii subsp. strangulata is the source of this 648-nucleotide messenger RNA. Lineage: Eukaryota; Viridiplantae; Streptophyta; Magnoliopsida; Poales; Poaceae. The record is from RefSeq and is a predicted model, not a curated record.